UCUUCUUCAGCGGCAGGGGACAGACGCGUUCAGUUCGCAGCUAUGUCACGUGCGAGAACAGCGUUGGUGCCCUUGCUUGCUUUUUGCGCGUCGUGCCUGUAUCUCUACGCGAACGUAGUGGAACAGGACCACAGCUGCCGAUACAAGAGGCCACCUCGCCUGCGAUCGUGGGCGACACCUCCACGACUCGAUAGGACCAACGACACCACGAACGACACGAAUGCUCAUCCGAACAUUCCUGGUCGCUACGUCCCUUACUACUUGAGGAAGGCGCCUGACAAUUCUACAGAGAUGCCGAGGAUCCUGAUCUGGACCACACUCCAAUUUUAUUGGUUUCCCGAUAAGAGGACCCGAGGUAGCGGGAUAACGAUAGAAUGCGGCGACGUGAAGUGCCUGCUCACCAACGACAGAUACUCGCUGGACUCGACCGAAGCCGUGCUGUUCUACGGCUUGGACAUGGACCUCGGCGACAUGCCACCGUACCGUGCGCGGGCCCAGAAGUGGGUCUUCUGGACCAUGGAAGCGCCUAACAGCGACACCAACGAGUUGAUGUUACUCGGCCCUGCUAUCAACUGGACGCUUACCUACAGGCUAGACUCGGACUUCAAAGCCCCCUACGGUUGGACCGCCGAGUACGAGAAACCCGUGGAAUACUCCAUGGAGGUACUGCGGCUUCUGUGGCAGGAGAAGCGCCGGAUGGCCGUCUGGCCCGUCAGCCACUGCCACACUUACGCAAAGCGCGAGCUGUUCGUACGAGAGCUCAGAAAGCACAUCGACGUUGACAUUGUCGGCAAGUGCGGCAAAGAGGGAUGUCGGGACGAUUGCUGGCACAACUUCAGCAGCGAGUACUUCUUCUACCUGUCGUUCGAGAACAACCAGUGCCGCGACUACGUGACCGAGAAGCUGUUCAACCCGCUCGACCACGACAUCGUGCCCGUCGUUUUUGGCGGUGUCGACUACGCUCAUUUCGCGCCCCGGGGCUCCUACGUGGACGCGCUCUCCUUCAGCUCCCCCGAAGCACUGGCGCGCUAUCUGGUGGCCACGUCGCGCGACUUUGGCAUGUACGCGCGCCACUUCGCCUGGAAGAGCCGCUACAAUAUAAUGCACUGGGGCGGCUGGGAUUUGUGCCCCGUCUGCAGAGCGAUCCCCACCGACGCCUUCAGAAAUCACAGCCACUACCACGACAUAUACCACUGGUACAACACGAUGGCACGCUGCCGUAGCUGGGACCCGCGAACCUUCAAAACGCGGGCCUUAGCAAGUAACCAAGAAUGAAGGCGAUCCGUUAUUUGUGGCACCUUUCAUCUUGUUUCUUUUUCUUGUUGUUUAGGGGCUGGGGGUUACUUUUGUAACGCGUGUGUGUGCCACUACACACAGUGGAAGGACAAUGUAUGUCUCGUCGACCUAACCAUUUAUUUGCUUAUGUAUGUUGAAUAAAACAGAAUUUACAUUGUAGGCAAGCCGGCGAUCCGGUAAGGAAAGCGCUUUAUUCAUGGGAGGGAGUGACAUAAGUACACUUGGAAAUGGGUGACGUAGACGUCACGUGUUAACAGUCUGGGCGCUAUCAGAAUGACAGCGUGAUAUGGCCACAAUAUAAAAUGAACAGUGUCUUGAGCAUUCGCGGUAUACUGGACACCUUUAAACUGACUUGUACAGGCGAACGAUUCGCAUGGAAAUUUCAAGCCAA
Molecule: messenger RNA, 1687 nt
Organism: Dermacentor andersoni
Lineage: Eukaryota; Metazoa; Arthropoda; Arachnida; Ixodida; Ixodidae
Product: alpha-(1,3)-fucosyltransferase C-like
Cellular component (GO): membrane
Molecular function (GO): fucosyltransferase activity
Source: RefSeq, a predicted model, not a curated record